Molecule: messenger RNA, 7890 nt
Organism: Mustela erminea (ermine)
Lineage: Eukaryota; Metazoa; Chordata; Mammalia; Carnivora; Mustelidae
Gene: TRIP12
Product: thyroid hormone receptor interactor 12
Exons: 42
Coding region: 255-6461 (2068 amino acids)
Biological process (GO): proteasome-mediated ubiquitin-dependent protein catabolic process; protein polyubiquitination; regulation of double-strand break repair
Cellular component (GO): nuclear speck
Molecular function (GO): ubiquitin protein ligase activity; zinc ion binding
Source: RefSeq, a predicted model, not a curated record
CCUAGGAAGCCCGGUUGUGUCAUCGCCGCGAUUCGGCCCCCGCUCGGCCUGCUCCCGGCGGCAGCGGCGGGGCCGCGGAAGGACCGGGCCGGGGGUUGACGGGCGAGGCGCUCGAGGGAGACCGGGGCCGGGCGGGAGCGGGGGGGUGUUCGCUGGGUCCCCCCUCUGGCCCCCCGCGAUGAGGAGGGCCCUUCACGGAACCGGGUGAAUGGUAGUGUCUAGAAAGGGUAUGUCCCUUCAAGAGAGAGGUGCCAAUGUCCAACCGGCCUAAUAACAAUCCAGGGGGGUCACUGCGACGUUCACAGAGGAACACUGCCGGGGCCCAACCACAAGACGACUCGAUAGGAGGAAGGUCACAUUUAGGGCAGGCAAAACAUAAGGGAUAUAGCCCUCCUGAGAGUAGAAAAUCUAAUUCUAAGGCACCCAAAGUGCAGUCUAAUACUACUUCUGAACUGUCAAGGGGACACCUUUCUAAAAGAAGCUGCAGUUCGUCAUCUGCUGUCAUAGUUCCACAACCAGAGGAUCCAGACAGAGCCAAUACUUCAGAAAGGCAAAAAACGGGGCAGGUGCCUAAGAAAGACAAUUCUCGAGGAGUGAAACGCAGUGCUAGUCCAGACUACAACAGGACCAAUUCUCCUAGCUCUGCCAAAAAACCAAAAGCACUUCAGCAUACUGAAUCUCCCUCUGAAACCAGUAAGCCACAUAGUAAGUCAAAGAAGAGACAUUUAGACCAGGAGCAACAACUGAAAUCUGCACAAUCGCCGUCAACAAGUAAGGCUCAUACCAGAAAGAGUGGGGCCGCUGGCAGUUCACGGAGUCAGAAAAGAAAGAGGACAGAGAGUUCUUGUAUAAAGAGUGGUUCUGUGUCUGAGUCAACGGGUGCCGAAGAGCGAUCUGCAAAACCCACCAAGCUGGCUUCAAAAUCCGCCGCCUCGGCCAAAGCUGGGUGCAGCGCCAUCACUGAUUCUUCCUCCGCUGCCUCGACUUCCUCCUCCUCUUCUGCUGUUGCCUCGGCCUCCUCUACUGUACCACCAGGGGCCAGACUGAAACAAGGAAAAGACCAGAACAAGGCCAGGCGUUCCCGUUCAGCGUCCAGUCCCAGUCCGAGAAGAAGUAGCAGGGAAAAGGAACAGAGUAAAACUGGUGGCUCUUCAAAAUUCGAUUGGGCUGCUCGUUUCAGCCCUAAAGUUAGCCUUCCUAAAACCAAACUGUCUCUUCCAGGGUCUUCUAAGUCAGAGACAUCAAAACCUGGACCUUCUGGAUUACAGGCCAAAUUAGCAAGUUUAAGAAAAUCUACCAAGAAGCGCAGUGAAUCCCCACCUGCUGAGCUCCCCAGUUUGAGGCGGAGCACACGCCAAAAGACCACGGGCUCCUGUGCUAGUGCCAGUCGGCGAGGCUCUGGCCUGGGCAAAAGAGGAGCAGCUGAAGCUCGUCGACAGGAGAAAAUGGCGGACCCUGAAAGCAGCCAGGAGACCGUGAAUUCUUCAGCUGCACGGACAGAUGAAACUCCCCAAGGAGCCGCAGCCUCUAGUUCUGUUGCAGGGGCCGUGGGCAUGACCACCUCUGGGGAGAGUGAAUCCGAUGAUUCUGAGAUGGGACGAUUACAAGCUUUGUUAGAGGCCAGGGGUCUUCCUCCUCAUCUCUUUGGCCCUCUCGGUCCCCGGAUGUCACAACUUUUCCAUAGAACAAUUGGAAGUGGAGCUAGCUCCAAGGCCCAACAGCUUCUGCAAGGACUGCAAGCAAGUGAUGAAAGCCAGCAGCUCCAGGCAGUUAUUGAAAUGUGUCAGCUAUUGGUUAUGGGAAAUGAGGAGACGCUGGGAGGGUUUCCUGUCAAGAGUGUUGUUCCAGCUUUGAUAACAUUACUUCAGAUGGAACAUAAUUUCGAUAUUAUGAACCAUGCUUGUCGAGCCUUAACAUACAUGAUGGAAGCACUUCCUCGAUCAUCUGCUGUUGUAGUAGAUGCAAUUCCUGUCUUUCUAGAAAAGCUGCAAGUUAUUCAGUGUAUUGAUGUGGCAGAGCAGGCCCUGACUGCCUUGGAGAUGUUAUCCCGCAGACACAGUAAAGCCAUUCUGCAGGCGGGUGGUUUGGCAGACUGCUUGCUGUAUCUAGAAUUCUUCAGCAUAAAUGCCCAAAGAAAUGCACUAGCAAUUGCAGCCAAUUGCUGCCAGAGCAUCACGCCAGACGAAUUUCAUUUUGUGGCAGAUUCCCUCCCACUGCUUACCCAAAGGCUAACCCAUCAGGACAAAAAGUCAGUUGAAAGCACUUGUCUUUGUUUUGCACGUCUAGUGGACAACUUCCAACAUGAGGAGAAUUUACUCCAGCAGGUUGCCUCCAAAGAUCUGCUAACAAAUGUUCAACAGCUGUUGGUAGUGACUCCACCCAUUUUAAGUUCUGGGAUGUUCAUAAUGGUGGUUCGCAUGUUUUCUCUGAUGUGUUCCAACUGUCCAACUUUAGCUGUUCAACUUAUGAAGCAAAACAUUGCAGAAACACUUCACUUUCUCCUGUGCGGUGCUGCUAACGGAAGUUGUCAAGAACAGAUUGAUCUUGUUCCACGAAGUCCUCAAGAACUGUAUGAACUGACAUCUCUGAUUUGCGAACUUAUGCCAUGUUUACCAAAAGAAGGCAUUUUUGCAGUUGAUACCAUGCUGAAGAAGGGAAAUGCGCAGAACACAGAUGGUGCAAUAUGGCAGUGGCGUGACGACCGAGGCCUCUGGCAUCCCUAUAACAGGAUUGACAGCCGGAUCAUUGAGGUAGCAGCCCAUCAGGUCGGUGAGGAUGAGAUAAGCUUGUCCACUCUGGGACGAGUUUAUACUAUUGAUUUUAAUUCUAUGCAGCAAAUCAAUGAGGACACGGGAACAGCACGUGCCAUUCAGAGAAAACCUAACCCCUUAGCCAAUACUAACACUAGUGGAUAUUCAGAGUUAAAGAAGGAUGAUGCUCGAGCACAGCUUAUGAAAGAGGAUCCGGAACUGGCUAAGUCUUUUAUUAAGACAUUAUUUGGUGUUCUUUAUGAAGUGUAUAGUUCCUCAGCGGGACCUGCGGUCAGACAUAAGUGCCUUAGAGCAAUUCUUAGGAUAAUUUAUUUUGCGGAUGCUGAACUUCUGAAGGAUGUCCUGAAAAAUCAUGCUGUUUCAAGUCACAUUGCCUCCAUGCUGUCAAGCCAAGACCUGAAGAUAGUAGUUGGAGCACUUCAGAUGGCAGAAAUCUUAAUGCAGAAGUUACCUGAUAUUUUUAGUGUUUACUUCAGAAGAGAAGGUGUAAUGCAUCAAGUAAAACACUUAGCAGAAUCAGAGUCUUUGUUGACAAGUCCACCAAAGGCAUGUACGAAUGGGUCGGGAUCCUUGGGGUCCACGACGUCAGUCAGCAGUGGAACAGCCACAGCCGCCACUAACGCCACGGCUGACUUGGGGUCCCCGAGCUUGCAGCACAGCAGAGAUGAUUCUUUAGAUCUGAGCCCUCAAGGUCGAUUAAGUGAUGUUCUAAAGAGAAAACGACUGCCAAAACGAGGGCCAAGAAGGCCAAAGUAUUCACCUCCAAGAGAUGAUGACAAAGUAGACAAUCAAGCUAAAAGCCCUACCACUACUCAGUCACCUAAGUCGUCUUUCCUGGCAAGCUUGAACCCAAAAACGUGGGGAAGGUUAAGCGCACAGUCCAACAGCAACAACAUUGAACCAGCACGAACUGCGGGAGUUAGUGGUCUUGCCAGGGCCGCCUCAAAGGACACCAUAUCCAAUAAUAGAGAAAAAAUUAAAGGUUGGAUUAAGGAACAGGCGCAUAAAUUUGUAGAGCGUUAUUUCAGUUCUGAGAACAUGGAUGGAAGCAACCCUGCGCUGAAUGUCCUUCAGAGACUUUGUGCUGCAACUGAACAACUCAACCUCCAGGUGGAUGGUGGAGCUGAGUGCCUUGUAGAAAUCCGUAGCAUAGUCUCAGAGUCUGAUGUUUCAUCGUUUGAAAUCCAACACAGUGGAUUCGUGAAGCAGCUGUUGCUUUAUUUGACAUCUAAAAGUGAAAAGGAUACUGUGAGCAGAGAGAUCAGAUUAAAGAGAUUCCUUCAUGUAUUCUUUUCUUCACCACUUCCUGGAGAAGAGCCCAUUGGAAGAGUAGAACCAGUGGGUAAUGCACCUUUGUUGGCAUUAGUUCACAAGAUGAACAACUGCCUCAGCCAGAUGGAGCAAUUUCCAGUGAAAGUACACGACUUCCCCAGUGGAAAUGGGACAGGAGGCAGCUUUUCUCUCAACAGAGGAUCACAGGCUUUAAAAUUUUUCAACACACAUCAGUUAAAAUGCCAGUUACAAAGACAUCCAGACUGUGCAAACGUGAAGCAGUGGAAAGGCGGGCCAGUCAAGAUCGAUCCCCUGGCUUUGGUACAAGCUAUCGAGAGAUACCUUGUAGUUAGAGGGUAUGGAAGAGUAAGAGAAGAUGAUGAAGACAGUGAUGAUGAUGGCUCUGACGAGGAAAUAGACGAGUCUCUGGCCGCUCAGUUCUUAAAUUCCGGCAAUGUAAGGCACAGGCUACAGUUCUACAUUGGAGAGCAUUUGCUGCCGUAUAACAUGACCGUGUAUCAGGCAGUCCGGCAGUUCAGUAUCCAGGCCGAGGAUGAGCGGGAGUCCACGGACGACGAGAGCAACCCUCUGGGGAGAGCGGGCAUUUGGACAAAGACUCAUACAAUAUGGUACAAACCCGUGAGAGAGGAUGAAGAAAGUAAUAAAGAUUGUGUUGGUGGUAAAAGAGGAAGAGCCCAAACAGCUCCAACAAAAACAUCACCUAGAAAUGCAAAAAAGCACGAUGAGUUAUGGCAUGAUGGAGUGUGCCCAUCGGUAUCAAAUCCUUUAGAAGUUUACCUCAUAUCCGCGCCACCUGAAAAUAUAACUUUUGAAGACCCAUCAUUAGAUGUGAUUCUUCUUUUAAGAGUUUUACAUGCCAUCAGUCGAUACUGGUAUUACUUGUACGAUAACGCAAUGUGCAAGGAGAUUAUUCCAACUAGUGAAUUCAUUAACAGUAAGUUGACAGCAAAGGCAAAUCGGCAGCUUCAGGAUCCAUUAGUAAUCAUGACAGGAAACAUCCCAGCAUGGCUGACUGAACUCGGAAAAACCUGCCCAUUUUUCUUCCCAUUUGAUACCCGGCAAAUGCUUUUUUAUGUAACUGCAUUUGAUCGGGACCGAGCAAUGCAAAGAUUACUUGAUACCAACCCAGAAAUCAACCAGUCUGAUUCUCAAGAUAGCAGAGUUGCACCUAGAUUGGAUAGGAAAAAACGUACCGUGAACAGAGAGGAGCUGCUGAAGCAAGCGGAGUCUGUGAUGCAGGAUCUGGGUAGCUCCCGGGCCAUGUUAGAGAUCCAGUAUGAGAAUGAGGUUGGUACAGGUCUCGGGCCUACACUGGAGUUUUAUGCACUUGUAUCUCAGGAACUACAGAGAGCUGACUUGGGUCUCUGGAGAGGUGAAGAAGUGACUCUUAGCAAUCCAAAAGGAAGCCAAGAAGGGACCAAGUAUAUUCAAAACCUCCAGGGCCUGUUUGCGCUUCCCUUUGGUAGGACGGCUAAGCCAGCUCACAUCGCAAAGGUUAAGAUGAAGUUUCGCUUCUUAGGAAAGUUAAUGGCCAAGGCUAUCAUGGAUUUCAGAUUGGUGGACCUUCCCCUUGGCUUACCCUUUUAUAAGUGGAUGCUGAGGCAGGAAACUUCACUGACAUCGCAUGAUUUGUUUGACAUUGACCCGGUUGUAGCCAGAUCAGUGUAUCACCUAGAAGACAUUGUCAGACAGAAGAAAAGACUUGAACAAGAUAAAUCCCAGACCAAAGAGAGUCUACAAUAUGCAUUAGAAACCCUGACUAUGAAUGGCUGCUCAGUUGAAGAUCUAGGAUUGGAUUUCACUCUGCCAGGGUUUCCCAACAUCGAACUGAAGAAAGGAGGAAAGGAUAUACCUGUCACCAUCCACAACUUAGAGGAGUAUCUAAGACUGGUUAUAUUCUGGGCACUAAAUGAAGGCGUUUCCAGGCAAUUCGAUUCCUUCAGAGAUGGAUUUGAAUCCGUCUUCCCACUUAGUCAUCUUCAGUACUUCUACCCGGAAGAACUGGAUCAGCUCUUGUGCGGCAGCAAGGCAGACACGUGGGAUGCAAAGACACUGAUGGAAUGCUGCAGACCAGAUCACGGUUAUACUCACGACAGUCGGGCUGUGAAGUUCUUGUUUGAGAUUCUCAGUAGUUUUGAUAAUGAGCAGCAGAGGUUAUUUCUCCAGUUUGUGACAGGUAGCCCAAGAUUGCCUGUUGGAGGCUUCCGGAGUUUGAAUCCACCUUUGACAAUUGUCCGGAAGACAUUCGAAUCAACAGAAAACCCCGAUGACUUCUUGCCCUCUGUCAUGACUUGUGUGAACUAUCUUAAGUUGCCGGACUACUCGAGCAUUGAGAUAAUGCGUGAGAAACUGUUGAUCGCAGCGAGAGAAGGGCAGCAGUCGUUCCAUCUUUCCUGAUCACACGAGAAAUGCAGUGUCUGCCUGUUACAGCAAAAGAAAAAAAUCAUGAUUUCUUUUCUAAAUGUAUCACCUGAGUCAAGGAAACAUGUUACGCCUUCUUGUUGUAGGAAAAACGGCUUGCAGAUCAUACAAGAGACACUUGGUCGAUAUUCAUUAAUGGCCCCAUGGACUUAAAAGUGAUCAGGCCCUAAAACGUUGUUGUGAUGAGGGUUCUUUAGCAAGUUCUUGUUUAAAUUAUCAUUUAUUUGAUGAGUGAAGUUUUUAACUUGCUUUGCUGUGUGAAAUUUAAAAAAAGGGAUGUUUUUCCAGGCUGAAACAAUAAAUGUCGCUGUGCAGUUUAACUCCGGGUGUGUGUGUCCAUCGAGCCAAGUCUGCACUUUGUCUCCUUCAAGGACACCUCUGGUACAUAAGGAUAGAAGUUCAAGCUCACGUGUCUUUGACAGAUGUGGGCUCGUAGGUUAGCUCUCCGUGCCCGCCACUGCCCCAUUACCCUCCCGGAGUCACGUGUUGUCUGUGGCCCCCGCGGCUCUUCCGCCUACAGCGCUCGCAGCAGUCCGGUUUCCGUCAGCCAUGGGCUUCUGUUCCGUGAUCUCUCCCCAAUUAAGAUACGGUUCAAGACUCAUUGAACGGAAACAUACUGUCCAUAUAAUUCAGCCUUUGUAGCCAGGUAGACUUUUCUCAUAGCUUAGUUUGAAUCUAGCUGUAGGGCACUGCUGCCCUCUCCCCAGUGACACAGGACCGUUGAUACCGUGACUCCGGUGACCACAGUAGCCUCUGGGCUGAGGCUGGGAAAGCUCACUUAUUUCUUCUGUGUAGGUUCAAAAGUCUGCAGCUCGGGCUGGCUGGGAUCUAUUACCCUCAGACCAGAGCAUUUUGAAUUGAUGUAACAUUUUCAAGAAAAUUGGCAGUUUUCAGCCCCUGUUGGAGUAAAGGAAUUUUUUUCUCCCUUGUUCAGAGUCGUCUUCCUUCCACACUCCCCCCACGCCCCCGUGCUGACUUGGGACAGUUAAACCUUUGUCUCGGCACCAAUAAAAGCACCUGUAAGCGAUGCUCUGUCCAGUUGUUUCACAUGCUCAUUUCCCAGAUCUACAACAAUCCAUAGGUUACUGUUUUCACCUGAAAAUAAAGUUUGCUUCACCUUUUUGUUUUUAGUUCUGUGCCGUAUGCAUAACUUCCCAUCGUGUAGAUGUAUUUCAGUGCAAGCAAAUCGUCACGUCUCCAUGAGUCGCGUCGUGGCUGAUGUCGCUGUUCGAAGAAUUUACAGUAGUAACUUGAACAUAAAACAUGGAAAGAAAACGGGAGGAGAUUCUUUCCUUCCUAAGCCUGUUGCAUAAAUUCGAGGGAAUUUUCAUAAUUCUUUUUGGAAAUGAGAGAUGAGCUCAUUUUUGGUGUUGGUUUUUUUUUUUUUUUUUUUAAAUUGAACUUC